This is a messenger RNA of Alnus glutinosa, 1611 nucleotides long. RefSeq names its product F-box/kelch-repeat protein At3g06240-like. The coding region runs from base 209 to 1321 and encodes 370 amino acids. The record is from RefSeq and is a predicted model, not a curated record. Gene Ontology annotation, molecular function: protein binding. NCBI's taxonomy places the organism in Eukaryota, Viridiplantae, Streptophyta, Magnoliopsida, Fagales, Betulaceae. The transcript is spliced from 2 exons.
GUGAGUAGGCAGUAGUGUAUAGUCAAGUCACGAGGCCUUCCAAGUAUCAAAUCACAAUGGCAUUUCCCAGUGUUUUCUUUGUGUAGUCAAAUCAGUAGCACCGUCUCCCAUUUCAUGUCAGCAUAGAUAAAGAAAACAAUCUGAAGGACUUACUUCCAUUUCCCAGUGUUUUGUCCCAUUCUGUGAGAGCGGAGCUUGAGCUUGAAGAAUGGCAAGCUAUGUGCCUGAGGAAGUGGUGGUGAAGAUACUGUCGAGGCUGCCUCCAAAAUCUCUUAUCCGAUUCAAGUGUGUCUCCAAAAGGUGGCAAGCUCUCAUAGGAAACCCUGAUUUCCUCUCCGAAAACCUACUCAACCACUUCAUUGUUACCCAAAACCCCAUUGAUCCUCUCCGUCAUAUCAUCUUCUUUGCCAGAGACAAAUACGACCGCGGAACGCAAAUACACUCUUUCCGCUCUUACGACUCCCUCCACUGCGCGUCUCAAACACCUCUGAAACUCCCACCAGCACCAACAUUUGACAUCGUCGCUUCCUGUAAUGGCAUACUCUGCCUCUGGGCCUAUGUGCCAAGCGACGUUUAUCUCUGGAAUCCCGCAAAGUCAUCAGAACUCAAGGCUCUUCCGGCCGCGUCUUCUCACCGUCGACGUACAGUCGAUGUGGAUCAGGUGGGGUUCGGUUUCGACUCUCGAUCUAACGACUUGAAAGUGGUCAGGCUUCUUCGGGUUGUAGACGAAGAUGGUACUGGAUGGUAUUUAGAAGAAAUAUACAGCCUAAGAUGCGGUUCUUGGAGACAGCUUGAUCCAAGCGGGGACUUUCAAAUAUAUGAGGGUUCGCGGAGCGCAGCAUUGGAUGGGGUUUUUCUAUGGUAUCAAGACGGCGAAUACGAGGAUAAUGAGAUAAUAGUUGCUUUUGACUUCAGUGAUGAGGAGUUCCGAACAAUGCUGUUUCCAGAUGCUCGUUUUUUCCGUGAUUACGGUAGAUGUACGCGGACUGUCACGGAGUUGAAGGGAUCUCUUGCUAUGUUUGUUUUUCCUCACAGGAAGAAAAACAUGUAUUCGGAUGUAUGGGUCAUGCUUGAAUUUGGUGUUAGGGAGUCGUGGACUAGACUUCUUAGCAUUCGAGUCCCAUUGCAUUUGAAAAGUCCAUUGGGGUUUUGGAAGAACGGGCAGUUGUUCAUCGAGAAUAGGAAGGGGCAGCUGGUCUUGUAUGAUCUUUUUGCACAAACAGAGACGAAUCUUCAAUUUGAAGGGUCUCGGGACACGUUUCAAGUUGUAGACUACAAGCUGAGUUCGGUUUUGAUCAAUGGAGGGGAGGAUAAUCCGUGAGCAUCUUUCCCACCUGCAUGGUAAAGAAGGACGCUUUCACUAAAUUGAAGACCUCAUCUGUGCAUGUAGGAUUGACUCAAGCACUCACCCAUCUUUGAAGCAGUUUGUUUUGAUUUCGAAUUAGUUAAUGGCAAUGUCUGAAACAUUUUAGCCAUGAAUAUCUUUCCCUCUAUCUAUCUAUAUAUAAAUGUGUAAAUAAUCCAAACUGUAGGACCUGUUUGUUGUGUAGGAAAUGUCUCUGUAGACACUCGUGUACUCUUUAUAAUUACCUGCUGCUUCAUUUAAAAUUA